GCACGCCUCGCCCUUCUGUCUCCUCCCCUCGCCCUCCCUCCGGCACCUCCACGCGGGGCAGCCUCGCGAGCCGGCCCUGCGCACUUUGCCCCUUGUUGGCAGCGAAUAAAAGGGGUCUGAGGAAAUACGGGACACGGUCACCCACUGCCAGCUGCAGCCUUUAAAUUUCCCAGCCUCGGGAGAACCACGCACAGCGGGUCCGGCCAGACACGGAUCCAGCGUGCAAAGCGCAGAGAAGGGUUCCUUCCCAGCGCAGCGCCAAAGCGGGCUCCGGAGCAGAAGUCCGCCCUCUGCCCUGGGAAAGUUAUCCCGGCAUCCGAGCGCCCAGAUGCCGGCCCACUUGCUGCAGGAGGAGAUGUCUAGCUCCUACACCACCACCACCACCAUCACGGCGCCUCCCUCCAGGCUUCUGCAGAAUGGAGGCGGCAAGUUGGAGAAGACUCCUCUACCCGCGGAAGAAGACAUACGCCCUGAAAUGAAAGAUGAUAUAUAUGACUCUAGCUACCAGGAUAAGGAGGGUCCAAAGCCCAAGUUCGAGUAUGUCUGGAGAAAUAUCAUCCUGAUGUCUCUGCUGCACUUGGGAGCCUUGUAUGGGAUCGUGCUCUUCCCCACCUGCCAGAUCUACACUUACCUCUGGGUAAUUUUCUACUAUUGUGUAAGUGCCCUGGGCAUAACAGCAGGAGCUCAUCGCCUGUGGAGUCACCGAACUUAUAAAGCCCGGCUGCCCCUGCGGGUCUUCCUGAUCAUUGCCAACACGAUGGCAUUCCAGAAUGACAUUUAUGAAUGGGCCCGAGACCACCGUGCCCACCACAAGUUUUCAGAAACAGAUGCUGAUCCUCAUAACGCCCGACGUGGUUUUUUCUUCUCUCACGUGGGUUGGCUGCUUGUGCGCAAACACCCAGCUGUCAAAGAGAAGGGCGGUUUGCUAGACUUGUCUGACCUAAAAGCUGAGAAGAUGGUGAUGUUCCAGAGGAGACACUACAAAGUUGGAAUCCUGUUGAUGUGCUUCAUCCUGCCCACACUGGUGCCCUAUUAUUUCUGGGGUGAAACUUUUCAACACAGCUUGUUUGUUGCCACUCUCCUGCGUUACGCCAUUGUGCUCAAUGUCACCUGGCUGGUGAACAGUGCUGCCCACCUGUAUGGAUACCGCCCUUACGACAAGAACAUCAACCCCCGGGAGAACAUCCUGGUUUCCCUGGGAGCUGUGGGUGAGGGCUUCCACAACUACCACCACACCUUUCCCUAUGACUACUCCGCCAGUGAGUAUCGUUGGCACCUCAACCUCACCACGUUCUUCAUCGACUGCAUGGCUGCCCUUGGUCUUGCUUAUGACCGGAAGAAAGUAUCCAAGGCCACCAUCCUGGCGAGGAUUAAGAGAACUGGAGAUGGAAGCUGCAAGAGUGGCUGAGUUGGGGUCCUUCAGUUUCCUUUUCCAAAAGUCAGCUGGUCAGAGAUUUAAUGUUCUGUUUAUUAACUACUGAAUAAUGCUACCAGGAUGCUUAAAGAUGAUGACGUUAACCCAUUCCAGUACAGUAUUCUCUUAAAAUGUAAAAGUAUUGAAAGCCAACAACUCUGCCUUUAUGAAGCUAAACUGAUAUUCUUAUUUCUUCUCUCUUCUCUCUCUUCUGGUCCCAUUGGCCUUCUCUUUGCUUAGUUUCUAUCACCUUUCUUUCUCUUCCCCACUCAUUGCCUCCCAGGCAAAAUGCGGGUAAGUCAUUAGAGGGUGUCCAGCUACCAAAGCCUAGCCAGCUUUUUUGGAGUAUAACACCCUUUCCUUGAGCUGUCUUGAGCUUCAGGGUAGAUGGCUUAAGUUAGAAAUAAAACUUCUGGAGAGGCCCCUGUUGAUUAUCUUCAGCCCAGGCUUUUUCUAAUUGGAAUGAAAAAUAACUGUUUUUGGCACAAGGCUUUUCUAGAACAGGGCAAUUGUCAGAGGAGAAAGUUAGCAUGCCUGGUAUGAUUGACAAGUAAGGGUGGAGCAGGGUGGGAAACAUGGAGGAAGUUCCUGCCAUAGUCACACAGAGCUGCCUGCCUAGUGAGGACUUCAAGCUCCACCACGUGGCAUGCUUCCUUUCUCUCCUGACUGUGAGUAGGGAAUGGCCCUGGAGCUUGGCAAUGCUAAAACACAGAAGCCAGUUUUAAGGUUUAGGCUGGGGAUAAAGAAGCAGCAUUUAGUUUGCAGCAAGAGUGUUCUCUGCUGGGGAAGGAUUUUUUUUUUUUUUUUUUUUUACCUUAUAUAACAGAGAGAUUUCUUGUUUCCUAUAUCAAGAAGUCUUCAAGUUGGGUGUUGGGUGUCUCCAGAAUUGGUGAAUCCAGCAGUUCAUGGAAUCAUCAAAGUUCUUUCAUCUUUCUGCUCUGCCGUCUUCAGGAGCUUGGUCAGCUCCCCUCAUAGUUCCAAAGUGGCUACAAUACUUCCAGACAUCCAAAAAAAGGCAGAACUUUAGGAAGUGGAGUUGGAUCAAACGUGAAAAAUAUAUACAUAUAUACUUUGCUUAGAACAUUAAAGUCAUUCACUUAGAGUGGUUCCCUCUGAAAGAGGAAUGCUUGGAGAAACUUUGAAGGAGAAGAAGAAUUAGUUGGAAUGUCUACUUUCCCCUCACUGCUGGACAAAAAAUGGAGAGGUUUGAGGGGCAGGGUCUGUAGGCAGUUCCUAAGCAAGAACUUUACAAAGGAAGGGCUCUGAGAACACGUUGCCAGGGGAUACAGACAAUUACUGAGGAAGUUAUCGGGUGUCCUAAUUUGAAACAUGGUCAUACAAGUCAGAUGCUAAGUUCGUUCCUUAAUUCCAAUUUCUCCUUGGGAUGUGUAAAAACUAGAAGGCUUCUCCCCAGUGUCACACCCUCUCACUCACUCCUUGCUGUCUUGCUGUGUUAACAUCUGGCCUAGGGUAUAGGACUGCCUGAUUCUUGAUUCCUGGCUCUUCUCUUUCCAUCCCUUUUCUCACACGGGCUCUGUUGCCUCCCUGGCGUUUUCUCCCUUCUCUGGACAGGCAGGCUCCUUUGUGUUUAUACAGAGACAGUGAUGGCUAUUACCAUCCAGGCAGCUCCCACUCCUGCAGACCCAAAUGCUCAGGGUCACCGAACCACUGUUUCUUUUUAUAAAGUAGUUAGCUGCCACUUUCAUUUGGCCUCCAGAGUCACUCCACCCCACACCCCUGUGCUCCCCUGCCACACUGAUGACUCAAGACAAGGCUGGCAAACCCUACUAGAAACACCCCUAGCUCAGAGAGGCUCUCUCUGGAGGCACAGUCAAGCCAAAUGCUUGUGUUGUGCCAGUGAGCCAGCCACGGAGGACAAGAGGGUUUGUUUUUGGUCUCCCCUGUCUGGCUCAGAACCAGAGAACAUGCUGGAUGCCCUCUUCCCCACCCCCACCCCCACUUGCUCAGUGAGCCUGCCCAACCUGAGUCAGUGCACCCAGCUGACAGUGCAAUGCUUGUAGAAGUAGGAGGGAGCCCGGUCUUCACUGGGACACACAGGCAAAGGGGAAUUCCAAAGUGCCUCACUUAGAAAGGAGGCCCCAUUCCCUGGAACCAAGGUGUGCUACAAACUAACCAGCAUUGCCCACAAUACAACCUAGGGCAGACAACAGUAUAGAAGUCCGAAAAAAAAAAAAAAAAAAAAAAACAAAUCU
Choloepus didactylus (southern two-toed sloth) is the source of this 3627-nucleotide messenger RNA. RefSeq names its product stearoyl-CoA desaturase (gene SCD). The record is from RefSeq and is a predicted model, not a curated record. Bases 329 to 1408 code for a protein of 359 amino acids. Gene Ontology annotation, molecular function: palmitoyl-CoA 9-desaturase activity; iron ion binding; stearoyl-CoA 9-desaturase activity. Gene Ontology annotation, cellular component: endoplasmic reticulum membrane. Gene Ontology annotation, biological process: response to fatty acid; unsaturated fatty acid biosynthetic process. NCBI's taxonomy places the organism in Eukaryota, Metazoa, Chordata, Mammalia, Pilosa, Megalonychidae. The transcript is spliced from 6 exons.